Acanthochromis polyacanthus (spiny chromis) is the source of this 14981-nucleotide messenger RNA. RefSeq names its product splicing factor proline/glutamine-rich (gene sfpq). Lineage: Eukaryota; Metazoa; Chordata; Actinopteri; Pomacentridae. The transcript has 12 exons. The coding region runs from base 152 to 2224 and encodes 690 amino acids. Gene Ontology annotation, molecular function: RNA binding. The record is from RefSeq and is a predicted model, not a curated record. Gene Ontology annotation, biological process: regulation of DNA-templated transcription. Gene Ontology annotation, cellular component: nucleus.
CUUUCUGCGCUGGAGAAAGAAAGACGUUUCGGUGCUGAGCCGUUGGUCGCCAUUUUAAGAACCUUCAGAAAGCGGAGGUAGGCGGUUGUUACGCAGCAAACCUUUUAGGUUUUUGGUAUUUUAAAAACAGCUUUCGCCGAUUUACGGAUCAAUGUCUCGAUUCAACUAUAAUCGUGGCGGUCUUGGGAUGAACCAUUUCCAGCCACGACGAGGCGCUGGGCCCGGCGGUCCCAUGCGGGCUGGGCUAAUGGGAAACCCAAAUUUCAGGAACCAUCCUUUCCAGAAUCAGAACCAAAAUCGGAGGCCACCCAACAACAACUUCAACAAACCGCAACAGACGACUCCCCAGAAGCAACAACAGAACCAGUCGAUGCCAAUUAUCCCUCCGCCGAGUCCCGGCCCGGCUCUCACCAUGAAAGGCCCGAUGCAGCAACAGCAACAAAAUCCGGCCCCGCAACAGUCGGAGCAGCCGAAACCGACCACCCCUGCCCCUCAGAACAAGGUCCAGUCACCACCACCUAAACCUAACAUGACCUCCCCUCAGCCUAACCAGGCCAACAAGAACCAGAACCCGCAGCUGAAGUCGCCGGUGGGUAGUGCUAAUGGACAGAAGCAGCCUCCGCACCCAAGCCCGAAACAAGGACCACAGCAAGGCCAGAAGGGAGGACCACAGCAAGGCCAGAAGCCUGGCCCGCAACAAGGCCAGAAGUCGGGUCCACAGCAAGGCCCCAAAGGACCGCAACAACAGGGCCCGAAGGGACCGCAACAACAGGGCCCGAAGGGACCGCAACAACAGGGCCCGAAGGGACCGCAACAACAGGGCCCAAAAGGAGGCCACCAGGGCCAGAGGACCGGUCCUCAGCAGGGCCAGAGGACCGGGCCACAUCAGGGACAGAGGACAGGGCCACCGGCGAUGAAGUUCAAACCAGAACCAGCAAACAACGAAGCAGCAGAGCCAGAAGAGGGCGAGGGAAAGGCGUUUAAGGCAACGCUGUCCAUGUUGCUGAAGCCUGGUGAGAAGACAUACACACAGAGGUGCCGUUUGUUUGUUGGUAACCUGCCGAACGACAUCACUGAGGACGAUUUCAGGAAGAUAUUUGCAAAAUAUGGAGAGCCCAGCGAAGUCUUCAUCAACAAGGGCAAAGGCUUUGGUUUCAUCCGACUGGAAUCCAGAGCGCUCGCAGAGAUAGCUAAAGCGGAGCUGGAUGACACACCAAUGAAAGGCAGACCCUUGCGUGUUCGAUUUGCUUCACACUCUGCAGCGCUGUCUGUGAAGAAUCUGUCGCCAUUUGUCUCCAACGAGCUCUUAGAAGAAGCUUUCUCACAGUUUGGAAUGGUCGAGAGAGCAGUUGUUGUCGUAGAUGAUCGUGGCCGCUCCACAGGCAGGGGUAUUGUCGAGUUUGCAUCCAGACCUGCUGCCAGAAAGGCUCUGGAUAGGUGCAGUGAGGGUGUCUUCCUGCUCACCACGUCACCUCGCCCUGUUGUUGUGGAGCCUCUGGAGCAGUAUGACAAUGAAGACGGUCUUCCAGAGAAACUGGCACAGAAGAACCCAAGAUAUCAAGUAGAACGCGAGGAACCUCCUCGUUUUGCUCGUCCUGGUACUUUUGAAUUCGAGUACUCCAAGCGCUGGAAGUCCCUGGAUGAAAUGGAGAAGCAACAGAGGCAGCAGGUGGAGAAAAACAUGCGUGAAGCCCGUGAGAAGCUGGAGAGUGAGAUGGAGGACGCCUACCACGAGCAUCAGGCCAAUCUGCUGCGUCAAGAUCUGCUGAGGCGACAGGAGGAACUGAGGCGCAUGGAGGAGAUGCACAGUCAGGAGAUGCAGAAGAGGAAGGAGAUGCAGCUCAGACAAGAGGAAGAGCGACGGAGACGAGAGGAGGAGUUGCUUCGGAAGAGGGAGAUAGAAGAACAGAUGCGCCGCCAGCGUGAGGAGAACUACAGGAUGGGCAACUUCAUAGAUAGGGAAAGGGAGCUGAGGAUGCAUUCCGGUGGUGCUUUGGGCAUGAGUGAUAUGCCCUUUGGUGGAUCUGGCCAGAAGUUCCCAAUGAGUGGAUUGGGCUUUGAGGGUCAGCAGGGAAUGGGACAAUCUUCAGGAGGCUUGUUGGGCAACGAAAUGCGUGGUGAGCGCUUCGCCCAGGGCGGUCCUAGGGGGAUGGGUCCUGGUAACGCUGGGUACGGCAGGGUCCGUGAGGAGUUUGAGGGCCCUACUAAGAAGCCCCGUUUCUAAAUACUGCUCUGAUGCUCCCAGCCGCUCUAUUUGUAUAGAUUCUCCAAAACGAACAUGUUGAGUCGCAUUUCUUGUAUUUAAGUUUCAACUGUUGCAGCAUUUUAGCCAGGCAAUUUACUCAUUUUAUGACAGUCAAUAUUUUCAAUUUUUUAUUUUGUAUUGUCUGUAGUGUGGAAAGAGGUCACCCUUGUGUGAUCCAGUAGUUCUUUCUGACCAUGUAUAAUUUUCUUUUCUAGUUGUAUUAUGCUCUGUGAGUCGUCGUGAAGUGAUAACUGUAACAUUUUUCUCAACUUCCUAUGGCUGUGUUUUGUGCCAUACAUUUGGAGUCAAAGCAUGUAUUAUAAUAAAGAGACAUUGGUUCUAUCCGGACAAACCUUUUAACAUUUAUUCCUAAAGUUGAAUCAUGCAGUAUGAUUAAAAAGUAAAUCCCAACAAUGGGUGAAAUAAAAUAGAUACAUCUGCCAAAUUAGGCCUUAAAGAGUCUAUGUGUUAUCUCUGCCACAGUCCUGGCCUUUUAAUUAGACGUGUACAACAAAAUCUUAAAAAAAAAGUGUGUGCCAUGCCUGAUGCAGUUAUUGAAAAUACCUGUCUUUAUCUUUUACUUCUUUAUUUUUCUUCCCGCAAAUUCAGCUGACUGACAGGCCAUUAUUCUAAAUCAAUAUACUGUGUUGGAGUUUUUGACAGCGGUCAUUAUGGAUGUGAAAACACUGAAUGAUUGAAAACUUAGUUAUUGUACAGUGCAGGAGUCGCAGUGAUUUCGGUUGCACAUCUUCACAAUCACUGCUCAGACAGAACAAAGAUCUCCUUUUUUGAGACUAAAACUUGUCAUUGAUCUUGAUAUUUACGUGGCCGCAUCGGCUUUUUCAGCCGUGCUUCAGGACAUCAGAAAUACUACACAUAGAACCUUUAAGACGGCCUGUGGUUUAGUUUGAAGCCGACAGACGUUCUGCUCACAUCACUCUGUCAGACAUCGUCCACAGAAGUGUGUGCUUAUUGACUACGUUUACAUGCAGUUCAGUUUGUAUUGGAAUGAUUCUGAGCACCGUUCAGUCGUUUUUUGAAAUCUGGUGCGUUCUUAUAGACAAUGGAUGACAUGAAAACUGCGCUUCCAGUUUGUGUUGCCACUUUUACAGCUUUACCGUAUUAUGCUUCUAAUGACCCGACACUUUCUUUGUAUUUUUCAUUAUAUGUAUAGUAGUUCUGUAGAUGGACCAACAUUUGCAUGUACAUUUUUCAGUCAGCAGUUUACAUUCAUCAGCUCAACUACCAACAUGGCAACAUGUUGCUGCUGUUAUAAGUUAAUACAUUUUUUCCAAUAAGAUCUGCACGAGUGCACUUAGUGCAUUGUUGCUACAGCCCUAAUGCAUAUAAUGAUGCUUUUAGCCCCACUUUUGCUUUUUUUGGUAAUGAAGUCAUUUUAUUAGACAGCCUAUGGGUGAAAGUUGGUGUAUAUGCUGACCUUUUAGUGACAAGUCUAAAAGAAGUUGUCGUUCAGCAUGUAUGUGACUGAAAGCUUUGUUCUGUUAAGUUGGAUAUCAUUAACGGCUAUUGACAGCCGUUUACUGUCUCGGUAGAACAGACAGAACUGCAUGUAAACGUAGUCAUUUUCACUGAUGUACUUACUUUAGGUGGAACAAAUAUCUACAAAGGUUGUUUGUAUAAGUAAAUUCAUAGUAAAGCAACUGACAUAAAAUCUUAACUGAUUUGAGUGUCAGUACAGUAGUUUCACUGUUUGUUGGAAUGACUAGAUCAGCCCUUCUAUGACUGGAAAAGGGCUCAUUUAGAAUUAUGGAAACAAGUGUUGAGUGCUUUGAAAGCAUGAUAUCCAACAGAAUCAUAAAUGCUUCAACCAUAAAUGUGUCAGAUUUGCUCUGUCUGAUGAAGACGUCACGCCUUUUUGAUGACAAAGCAAAAAAAAAAAAACUAGCAAUGGGUGACAUCUUGAACAGAAGUCUGACGUAUUCUGGUCAUGUAUCGAGUUUAUCUACAUGCCACUAGUUUAAUUUUUGAGUUGGCAGUCACUCAGUGCUUAAUGUAGGAAAUGGAAACAAGUGCCUCUCUGCACAAGUAGUGCUUCAUCGUCAUGAUACUGCAAGAACAGAAGAACUUCAAAGACCCUAUUUGUCAAGGCAUGGGAUGCCCUGGUUUUCAGGGUUAUAAGCCAGUAAAGCUUCAAUAAUUAGGUUAUACUGCAGUGAGAUUCAGACACACUCUUAGUGCCUGAUGGCAUGAAGUCCAUCAGCAUCCUUUCUAGUAAGCUGAAGGUAGACUAGUAUCAGUGUCUUACAACAAUGUGUUGUUUUAUUAUAUUUAACUGGGGUUGAAGUGCUUUUAUUUUCCUCAGAAUUGCCUUAGCUUUAUUUUGGGAGGGGUGAUCUUUUCCCGACGCACCAUCUCACCUGGUCUUAUGUCAUUAUUUUGAUGACAUACAGCAGUGCCCAUGGACUACAAUCUUUUCUUUUUUUUUCCUGCUUUUCAGCAGACAUGAUUGUCUGUGGCCUCCUUAACCUCAUUGUAGCAGUAUUAUAAGAACCAGCAAAAAAUAUCAGAAUCCAUUUAAUGGUGGGGUAACUUCUUAAGCGCAGACAUUGCAUCUGCUCUCUGGAGAGAUAUUUCAGGAAGAUGAAAACAAUUGGAUACUAAUAGUUGGUAUUAUUUACCUUUGGGCAUUGAAAUUACAUGAAUAAAUUUGGCACAUUGAUGAAUUAUGAAACCUAUCACUUGUGCAACAAUAACUGGACAUUAAUGUACAACAAAUGGUUUCAAGCCCUUUCUGUUAACAUCCUGUUACUACUUGAGUUUACAUCUUUUAUUCUCCUGCCCACUCUGGUACCACCAGUACCUGGUUAGAAGUAUAUUUAAUGGACAGCACCAUCCAUUCACAACUUGCUUCUGCAACCUUCUAUCAGAGUUGUGUGGAAACAGGAGACAGCUUGAAAACUGAGUGUAAGUAAAGUUGUAAUAAUUCUUAUUUCAUAUAGCAUGAGUUUCACUCUGACUUUCUGUGGACUAUUGAAGGUGUAUACUUUAUUGAAUUGUAUGACAGUAGGACUUUUGAUACUUUAAAAAAAAAAAAUAAUUAGACCCUCCAGAAAAACGCGGGCAAUAAUCCUUGAUUAUGCGGGCUAAAAUCCUUGAUUAUGCGAAUGAAUAGGCAGGGUUUUUAUGACAUUUUAUGUGGGGAAAUUGCGGAAAGUUGCAAAGUGUGCGAAUAGUUGUGAAAUAUGCAAAAAUAUGUGCGAUUCACCUGCCGUCUGGCCGCGGAGUGAUGUGUCCUCUAAUCAGACACUGGGACUGCUGCGGGGUUACUGGACUGACAGCCUGUGCUUUGGGACGGGGAGGAGCUCACAGAAGCACCUGCUGCUUGUUGAAAACACAGUAGCUGCAGAAUGAGCCGAGUUUUCCUGUCAGUCUCCAAAACGGCAGAAAAAGUCGCUAGAUUUGUGGCUAGUCGCUUUUGACAAAAAAAAAAAGUCGCUAGGACGCUUUGGAAAGUCGCUAAGUUGACAACACUAGUGCCGCGCUCUGCAUCAGCUCGUGCUUCUAGUGUGUGUGAAUGCGUGAACUGAUGACGUCAGGCCGGGCGUCACAUAAAAACUCACAACUCCAUUUAUAUCGGUUAUAGUUUUCUCAUUUUAUGCGGAAAUUGUGAAAUCAAGCGGGACCCGCAUAUUUCUCUUUUUUUCGUGGAAAUGUGAGAUUCUUGCGGGAAUUAUGCGCUGUUUUGUGGGGAUUAUGCGGCCUUUUGGGAAAUAAUUGACCCCUGCAUAAUCAGCGGCAUUUUGGUGAUUAAUGCGGGAAUUCAUGCGAUCGCAUAAUCGCGUUUUUCUGGAGGGUCUAAAUAAUGCUUGAAUCUGACUUUCAUCCUAAUGGUUUUUCACACAGUUUAAACAUUUGGUAACUCUGGAAUCACUUGCUUUUAUGCUCUUUUUUUCAACAGUAAAGGUCUGUCUAAUGGCCGACUUUCUACUUCUUAUUUGUCAUUUAGCCAAGGUUUGCCAUAACAAUGGAGUAAUGAAGACUUUAAUAGACUUUAAAAUCACCUGCAAUGUACCUGUUAAUGUAUCCUGCACAAUAACUAAACAUAUAAGCAUAAGAAUGGUAAUCUUUUUGCUUAGUUAUAAGAAAGCUUUCAUCAUGCGGUAUCUGACAACGUGCCAGAAAAGGCUGCAAAACAGGACUACAACGCUUGGCUGCAUUUGGUAAUAGAACUGGAUGUCAUGGAGUGUUCAUCUCAAAUGUUACGUGUGUUUGUGUUAUGUACAUUUUUUCUUUAACAGGUAUGACCGGCUUUAAAGAUUUUGGACUGUGGAGGAAGUUGUGGCUGUGUAGUGUGAACUCAGGAAUGCUUUAGCUAAGAAACCCAAACACUGGACUUUUGGAGAUUAUCUUAGUGAGAUUCACAACAUCAUAAACGCAAGAUUAAACAAGGACGGACAGUAGUUUGUGAAUAGAUGUAGUGUGGAUAAAAUGUUGGGCUUUGGUCCUAAUCCAGCCCUGUAGCAUUCCUUUUGCAUUAACAUUUUGGAACUACACAGGUAAAUACCAACUUUUUAUUAAAUAUCAAGAACAUAGCUGACUUUGAAAGUUGUCCCUCAGAACAUUUUUAAGCAAGUUGGUGCUUUUCUAACGUUUACAGUGUAAACUCUCUUCUGCAAAUAGAAUCCUUGUUCAGAAAUUGUGAAUAACACAAUAUUAAUAUUUCUGAAAGAGAUUGAUAUAAAGUUUAAUUGACAUAAUUGUCAUUCAUGUGACAACUUGCCUGAUAUUAUUUAUGUGGCACAUUUAAAACAGACCCUGACCCAAAUAGCUUUGCAUUACAAAAAUAAGAUAAAAUUACAUGAAUCAUUGUACUAAAGGUGAGGAAAUCAACAUCUGUGUGUGUUGCCCUCAAUACCAAAUUGAUUUUAGUUAAAUUAGAUUAUCUGGAGAGAAAUGUCCACAAGUAAUUUUAAUCUGGAACCAUUUGUACCUUUUUUAGAUCGUGCUCUUAUUUAUGUGUUUAAAAAUGACACACUAAAGCUAGUGGAACAUUAAACCAACAACUUUUAUUUGCUGUUGUUUAUUCCAGAUUUUUAAAUAUGGUUUCUAGUUGCAUGCUUAUUUUUGAGAUGAAAAUUAAAUAGCUGUUUUAAAGAACUGAUCAUUAUUCUCAUGGUUAAAUAACAUGUUUGCUAGACUUCUUUUAAGUGGAAGUCUUUUCUCCCUUGAUCAGGGUUCAUGAAGUAAAUUUAGGACAACAGCUUAAACUUUAGUGCUUGUUAGUAGUUUGAGUGUUGCAGAAGCAAUGAACAGAUAUUUAAUGUUAAUAAAAAAAAUAACCUCUACAGGAAAUAGUUUCCAGUGGAAACACCAAUACCAUAAACAAAAGUCAAAUUCCACCAAUAUUCAUGAGACCAUGCAACACCUAAAAUCGGCUAAAAAUUUAAUUUAUAUGGAGCUAAUAAAAAUUUGUAUGUGAAGUUUAAUAUAUACAUAAUAAUGUGUAAUUAUAAUUGGAUUAGUAUGAAGUAUUUUGUCUAAGCCAUAGACAGGAUCUGAAUAUCCUUCAGAACUUUACUUGACCUAAAUGUAAAUUUAAACCUUGUAAUGUUAUGUCUGUGUGUGUUGGUGUUGUGUACACUUUGCUUUUCUUUAACAGGUGUUGGACUAUGAAAAGGAACUUUCCAAUCCAAGACAUUCAGAGUCUGUAGCUUUGGUUGGAGCAGUUUUGUAAUCAAAAAGCUAUCACUCUGGAGGACCAGAUAGAAGAAAAACAAUCAUUUUUGAUGGUGGUGGAUCAGUAUCGUGAACUGUAGCUUGGAAAGCUGGCGGAUAUUUGGUCAUUCACAAGUUCUCAAACCUGAAAUAAUGUAGCAGACUGCACAGUGAAAUACAGAGGUUCAGAACAAGGACUCUGACUGCCAACAUGCUUUGAAAUGGAAAUCCAACUCUUGACUCCUUAAAGAGAUGUUUAUAGUCAACAUUUGACUAAAGGUGGCACCAAGUACACUUAACAGACUGAGAAGAUGAGUUACAGAGGUGUGAAAGAGAAAUCGUCUGUUGUUUACACAUUUUCAUGACAUUAAUGAAGCGAAACUGGAGGCUUUGAUGUAUAUUUAUGUAGAAAAUGUCUUUGUCAAGAUGUGUUUAAAGGCACCAAACAGAUGCUAGCAAACUUUUAAGCAACUGACUGAGAUGUUCUCUAUUGCUAACACAUUUAUAUACCAGACAUUCUUAGUUGGGAUCGACCGAUUAUUAGCCUUAUUAGGCCGAUUGUUUGGCAUUUUUUCAAUUUUUGAUGAUUUUUUUUUUAACUGAUUAUUGCAAAAUAUAUGAAGUGCACUAUUUUGGCUCUGAUGCAGUCGACCGUCUGUUUCUGCAUUCACUCUGCAGUCUAAAGGAAGUGUCCCGUCCACAGCUCUCUGAUUGGUUACAUGUCCUGAGACAGCCAAUCACUGAAAGCCAUACAGCCAACCAAUGAGAGCAUUAGCAUAGCGGGGCCGCUCCAGAUAUGUUUCAGCGGUGAGGUAGAAGAUGUUGCUGAAGUUCUAAUAAAACUCCACCAUCUUCCACAAACAUAACUAGUUUCUCUGUUACACAGAAAAUGCUCCAGUAAUUCAGUUCUUCAUGUUAACAAGUGGUGCAGCUGGAACUUCUUUGUGUGGCUGCUGUGGCUAUUGCUAUGGAGCAUGCUAUGCCUUGUAGCCUGUGGCAACACUAUCUAAAAUGCUGUAGCAUUUUUUAAAAGUAUGAUUAACUUUAACAGUCUUUGCUGACAGAUAAGUCUCUCUUCCAGAGACUGAACAAGAAGCACAGCCAAAUCAGGACACUGUGUCUUAGGCUACGCUAUAGGCUAACUUAGUAGGCAGCAACAGAUUACCCUGGAAUAGUUUUUGGAAAACAUUAAGAAAUGGUGCUUUAGAUUUGAGCCUUCGUGGGCAACAAAAAUGACAAAACGGUAGAUCUAAUGACAGGAGACAAACCAGUCAGUUGAUCUCACGGUAGAGAGCAUCGUAGCGUCAUGAACGCUCAAAUAUCACUCCUGUUUCUGUUGUCCGUAUUCAGUUACAGUAAUCCUAAUUAAUAAAGGACCCCAAUCGUGACUGACAAGUUCCCUGCUGCCACAUGCUGUUAAUAUGUAUCUGUUUCAAAUAUCUGACAUCCGCCUUUCUUAACAAUUAGCAUCGGCCCUGAAAACACCUUAUCGGUCGAUCCCUAGUUCUUUGCUGACAGUUUAGACUGUAAAAUACUUGCAUUACAAAAAUCUGAAUGAACGAGAAGCAAGCUCAGGAUUUCCAACAUGCUGACUUAGCUUUGCAAAGAGAAGCUUUGAAACCGUUAAAUCACUUUGUUAGUGAUUUAUUAGUGCAUCAAGCACAUCUAACAUACUGUAAAGUGAUUAUACUGCUGAGACUGAUACAUUGCAAACACUUUUUCACUUUGCAUUGCUGCAUAAAAUUGAAAUCAAAGCUUUGACUUUUAACUUUCAGAAGAGGUUUGCAUCAAGCAUUUGUCAAAUGAUUCAAAGUACGCUACAUGAAUAUAUACUGAGUUUCAUUAGAGGAUAUCCCUGUUAGGGGUGUAACGGUACAGGCAUCUGUUCCUUAUGUCACGUUUUCUGUUUCUGGAUGCACAGUUACUCGCUCUGUGUGUAACAUGUUUUCGUCCAAAAAAAUAAUUUUUUAACUUCAUGUGCAAAAAGGAAAUCACAGGAGAUGAAACACUUUUUUAAACAGGCUCUGAUGAAAUGAUAGUCUGCUGCCACUUUUUUAAUGUAAGUAUUUUGUGACAUUUAAAAGUUUACUUCCAAUUCCCUUUACUGUAGUAUUGCAGCAUAGCUGCUGUUUAUGUUGGUGCAGUCAGUCAGCAGUAGUACAUUAGCAGGUUCAGCCAUGAAAGCUGAGCUGCGACUUUGACAGUUUUGUCUGAACUAUGUGUUCUCGAUAUUUAUUUUGGCUGUUAACAGGUCAGGAUUUUCUGAUUGGCAGAAUUUUAGCUUCACAAUCUCAAUAGUAAGAAUUAUAGCCAGUUAGGCUCUUUUGAGUAUAUAGUUUUAUGCAUUUUUUUUGUUAAUUGAACUUGUAGCUACAUUCUGAACCAUGAACCUUCUGUACCGUUACACCCCUGCUGUCUGCACAUUUUGAGUUUGAACAAAGACUUUCCUCAGGUUUUAACUUUGAACCUGUAGAAGUUCUUUUAUAAUCCCUGUCUCUAAAAGCAAAAACUACACCAGUAAACCUGACCAACGUCCUAUUCACCAGCGUACCUGAGGCAGGAAGUCCCAUGCCCCUUACUGUUGAAGAGAGGAUGGCGUGUUGUGCCCGUGUGGUUGUGCGUGUUUCAUGUCUUUGGGUAAAUGAGGUGCGUUAGCUGCUGUCAGCCAGCUUGUCAAAGACGGGCUGCCCCAGUCCACAGUAGAGGCUCUUCUCUGCAGUUGGGUUACAUUGACGAUGAGUAGUUCUGCAGAAGUCAGUGGACAGUAAAGCCUGGAUUGUUUGCACUGCAGCCAGAGGUAUGCUUACACAGAUCAGCCGAACACGUAAGGUAAGUGUCCCAUCCAUGUUUAUAAUACAAGAUGCACAGUUGUCCCAUAACUUAACUCUUUGUGUCCUCUUCCUCCCCGUCGCUGCUCACAGUGACGUAUGCAGGCUUCUGGCAUCACACUUACAAAGAAUGGCAUCACAGUGCAGAUCUCUGUUCCUCAACCUUUUUGUGUGUGUGUGGCAGCGCUGUAGCCGUGCGGUGUGUGUGUGUGGUUGUAGUACUUUGGCCUCUCUGUAUGUAUGCAUGAAAACAAGUGUGUAUGGACGGCUGAGUCACUGGUUCAACGUUGGUGUCCAAAGGCAGAUGUGUGCUGCAACAAACUGUUUUCAAGUGUUUCUGUCCUUCUAGCAUUGCUGGGGUUAUAAAAACAUUUAAAUAUAAAACUUUUUCUAAAGCAGUAGUCUUGCACAACCGUACAACGUAUUUGAGUUGUUUUCUUUGUUCCUUUCCUGAAUUUGUUUAUUUUGCCGGAAACAUUGCUGUAUUUUGUAGCUGAUUAGUUGUGUGAACAGGCAGGUUGUGUGUAGCAAUGAACAAAAAAAAUCCCAAUCAAAACCCAUUUCUUCAAUUUUUUCCACCGUAUCGGUGUGAGAAGAAUCCUUCAUUCCCUUUUUAUACCUCUGAUUGUUUUAUAGUGAUUCUUCUUAUUGGAACGUGACAUGAAUAGAUUAUUUCUGCUUUAGUACAUUUUUAUUGUAUUAUAUAAUAUUUUAACCACACUGGUUGUACUUCAUUAAGUACACUUGCCCUGCUAGCUUUGUUAGCUUAAAUUAACAGAAAAAACAUUUCUUUAAUGUUUAUGUAAUGUAAUUUAUUUUAUGCUAAAAUAAGAACAGUAGAGCAGCCUGCACCUGCAUGUAUUCAUUUAAUUUCUGGAAAUAUAUCAACUACUGAUUACAGCACAACCACUACUGAGAAAUACAACAAAGAAAGGUUCACUGCUGUCAGUAAAUGGUCUGCUGUGGUGGCUGUUGAGCAAACGGAUAUUUGCAAAGUUGAUUUUUUUUUUGGCCAUCUGAACGUUGACGUAUGGAUCAAAUUGAAGCCAACUGUGAGUCAACAGCCAGUAAAUGUUCAGACAGUUGGACUGAGCAGCCUCCAUUAGUUUGGAACAGUUCAAAGUUAUGAAAAUAUGGAGACUUUCUCUUCCUCCUGAUACUAGAAAUAACGGAUUAAUUCUGGAAGACUGUGGAUGUAGCGCUUCUCAUUUUCUGAAAGUUACACCAGUGGUUGUCUGACCAUUGAGAAUCCAGUCAGAUGAGAGCAAGUCAACCAACCAGUCACCUGCAGACCUACAGUUUAGUUCAUCUCUCAACUUCAUCCUGACCUUCUCUGUCAACAUGUGUGGAACUCUAAACAUGACCUGUGCUGGUACUGGGUUGGGACGUAUGCAGUGUUUUAAAUGAAACGUGUCACGUAGUGUUUGGGUGGCUCUGGGUGGGAUCGUAGAGCUCUUUAUAAAAAUACGUUUAAUUGCAGUACUCACUACAGACCUCUGAGCUCCUUUCAUUCUUCCAGUAGAAACCUCUGUGACUUUGUGUGUUUGUGUGGAUGCGGUUGGUUGUGAUUUUGUUUCUUUCUUUCUCUUGACAAAUGCAGCAGUUCAUUUCAAACAGACAGAUAUUCUUCCUUAGUCUUCGUUCAGCAGAUUUCUUUUAAGUGAAGAAAAAUCUACUGUGGCUUUACCUCCAGUGAAUGUUUGACCAGACUAUUCCAUCUGUAGUUUACAACAGAGAAGCCUCGUCUUUAGACAAAACAACUGUAGUUAUAUUCAUAUUAGGCUUGUCACGAUACUAGAAUUUCAACUUCGAUACCGAUACCCAGUUCAGUAUCGAUACUCGAUACCAUUUUGAUACCACACGGAACAAAUUAAAGCACAGGCUUUUGUAAUUUGCUGUAAAACCAUUUUUUUAUUGGGAAAAACUUCUGUAUCAUUAAUACAAUAUUUUUUAAAGAUGUAUGAGGUAGUGCAAAACAAAAUAGUACAUCAGUAUUUAACCUCAAUUUCAGUGCUCAUGAAAUGAUUGUGAGGGAAGGUCAUACCUAGGAUUUAGCUGUUUGAGAAGUUGUUUGAACCCAGAUUUCUCUACUGUGUAAAUGGGGAUCAUAUCCAUGCACAAAUACUCUGUCACAGCCCUGUUUAUUUUCUUUGCUUCUUGUGACUUUGGAUCAUAAUGUCUUUGCUGGUCAAACACUGCUGUUAGCGAAGGCUGUUGGUGUUUUAGUGUCGCUGCAGACGGUCGACUCUCUCCACUCUCAGCGUCACUCUGGAGCUAUAAGAGAAAUGUCACACUUAGACGCAAAUAUGUUUAUCUCGUUAAAUUAAAGCAAUCAAUUAGGAUUACUCUGGCUGCGGGCAUGCCUGCUAACGUUGGCAAAAAGCCCCAUGUAACGUUAUGUUUUAGACUAGCGCUAGCUAGCUAGCUUAGUCGGCUAAUGCCCUGGCAGCGUUACGUUGCCGUUUAGGAUGUAAAUACAACUCCGUUCAAUCAUGAUGAAACGGGAGCUUACCUCACGAAAUUUUGUGACACUCGCCAUGGUUAUAUUUCUUCAUUCCAUCGUGUUUUGCUGGUAGUAGCAAGACAUUAACAAGCCUGGACAUGCGGUGAGUUUGGAGGGGGGGGUGCUCUACUGUAGCAGGAGCAGCAGACCAUAGGAGCAGAGUAUCGAUGGUAUCGAUACUAUGGCAAGCUAGUAUCGUAUCCAUUUACAAUGUUUAGGAUCGAGUAAGUACCGAAGUAUCGAUAUUUUUGACAAGCCUAAUUCAUAUGGACCAAGAACACACAAGACAGGAUUUAAUCAAAACAGGUUUCAGUCAUUUCCUCAAAACGGAUUAAUCCUGGAUUAAAUACAGUUCCUACGGUGCUGCUUCAUGAUGUGGAGCUCUUGGGCUGUAUUUUGUCACCUUAUCCAGUCCUGUGAUUUACAUCAAGUCUUUUUCAACAGAACAAACAUCAAACUACUGAUUGUUGACCCGUCUGUGGUUUGUUGCCAGAAGGAGAGACAUGUAGUUAUGUUGAAAAUAAUCAUUUUCAUCAGUGCUCAGCUGAAUGUAGGAACACAUGGAACUGUUCUUCAGCCGUCGGUGCUUCAGCUGCUCAUGGUACUUUCCUCUUUCUUCUCUCAGUGCCGCUCAGUUCUCAUAUUUUUCUCUUUUCUGUUACACGUGAUGCCGAGUCAUGCCAGUGACCAGCCAGCCAUUAUAAAGUACACUUCACCUCGACUUCCAUGUGUUGCUUGUAUGUAGGAGUGGUUUUGUAGCUGUGAAGAGUCGAGGUCUGACCAGAAGUCUAUGAAUCUCUGAACCUCCGAUGAGGAGGAGACGACGCUGAGUUCAGCCUGUGGAGGCUGUCAUGUAUCUGUCUGCACUGUGAUCCAUUUUACAGCAAAACCUUCAGUCCCAAUUGGCCAAAAUCUUUUCUCUAAUGUUUGAGUGUGAUGCCAGAAUGUCCUUUUGAGCCUUAUCGACCUCGUCUGAAAGUCUGACUGACUGACACUGAAAAUGACCAGAUAAGACCCAGUCUGUGUUCGGUUCUGGUGCCGCUCCGUUUGGGGUCGUCCUGCAGUAAAACUCCCGACGUGUCAGCAUGAAGUCAGGCUUCACAAGGCUUUGUACCCGAAUCCUACCUGGAUUCAACAGAUCUGAACGUUGUUGUCAUGAAUUUGUCUCGUUCCCUCUGCAGUCUCUAAACAUGAACUUCAGGGUUUUGAGAGGUCUUCAGUAACACACAGUUCAUAGCACACAUUUACACUCCUCACACUGACGCACACGACACAUUUGUAUUGCAUGUUCACACUGUAGCAUCAUGACCUUUUUUUUCUUGUAAAUAUCCAGUCAUUGGUCACACAAACACAUCAAUACAGUAUGCACAGAAACACAGGCUUUUAUGUUUUUUUAAACAUGGAAAAUAAAUAGUUGGAUUAAGUAAGAUGAAGCUGCUGACCAGUCCACUGCCAGACUCUCAUUGUUUGUCUCUCGCCACAGGAGCCUCGACCAGUCGCAGGAGGCUGAGAGUCCACACCGAUAAACCAAGAUAAAAUGAAGACUGGUGUCUGUUAAAAUGCCAAAACUACGAGUGACUCAGCGACUGUGGAGCCGCCAGGAUGACGUCUGUUAGUUCACCUGCAGGUGCUGCAGUAUCAGAGCUGGUCCAGCAGAGGGCGAUCAGGCUGCAGUCCAGAGGAGGGACGCUCCGUUUCUGACCUUUAAUAAUAAAUGAUACAAACCUGA